This is a messenger RNA of Saitoella complicata NRRL Y-17804, 2094 nucleotides long. RefSeq lists its product as uncharacterized. Gene Ontology annotation, cellular component: cytoplasm; cell septum. NCBI's taxonomy places the organism in Eukaryota, Fungi, Ascomycota, Saitoellomycetes, Saitoellales, Saitoellaceae. The record is from RefSeq and is a predicted model, not a curated record. Gene Ontology annotation, biological process: establishment of cell polarity; positive regulation of G2/M transition of mitotic cell cycle. The transcript is spliced from 3 exons. Bases 1 to 2094 code for a protein of 697 amino acids.
AUGGAGCAUACGCAUUCACGCGGUGCGUCCGUUGGCUCACUCCUCGAUUAUUACUCGGAGAUGGACGAGGGUUCGCUAAAGUCACCUACCUCGAUCAAAUCACCGACUUCGCCGCAUAGCCCAACAAUACACAUUUCAUACGCAGACGCAGGAAUCGAGAUCGCCGAGCCUUAUCCUCUCGAUGGUGUGGACGACGAAGCUUCGCCGGCAGAUCUGGAGAAAGAGCUGUCUCACAUCAAGUCGUUGCGCCGAGUAUCCAUUGAAUACGCCGGGAACGACCCGGACCUACCACCGCCGACGCAUACAGUCGCAGAAACACCUGAUAACGACGGCUUGUUCUGGGUUCCGGCAGGACUACACCCUGAGCUGGAACCACAACAAUUCUCCACAUUCGUGCAGUCGCGAAUAGAGGGGUUCAAUUCACAUCCGGACGAUCAACUCAACCUCAAUACAGUGAAUUUGCGGAGAAAGAAAUCUAGAUUAUCAAGGGUUGUGAAGCUCGAUGAUGAGGAGGUGGGGCAAUACUCAGAUGCCGGGCCAGAGUUGUUCAGGAGGAAGUCGGCCAGAGUGGCGCCUUUGAAGUUGUCAUAUUUGGAAAGGCUGGACGAGUUGGCAAAGAACCCGUCGCCAGCAUUGGAGCAAGCCGAGUUCGGGGUAGGCGAUGCGUCAGAUCAGGAUCUACCCGUGCUCGGUACUCCUGCACAAAUGAUUAGGAGGUCGGCAAGGACAACUUAUCGCAGAGGAAGGGGAGGUGCAGUACGGAUCACGCCCAGAAGUGUGUCGGAUCCGACCACAAGUCCUACCAAGGAGGAGUUCCCGACCCUGCAGUGGUCUACGGAGAAAGAGGUGGAGGAUCCUGUGCUUGAGCAUGCACCGCCCUCGCCGCAAGUUCAACAACAACCUGUCAGCUCACCUCCAGCUCCUCAAACGCCGUUCAGCCCGCCUCCUGAACCUGUCAGCCCAAGAAUACCUCAAGAAGCUCCACGACCGCAGAACAUGUCUGUCCGGCCACAGCGGCCAAGGCUUCAGCGGGAAAGUUCAUCCUUACCGGACAUUACUGCAGACAUGAACUCGGUCGUUUCGACGCCCAUGGUCAAUGCUUUCCAGGGGCCUUAUCCGACAUCAUCGGAUGCGGCAAUUACCCAGCUGGAGCAUGAUAUGCAAAAUGCUAACAUUGCGGCGGAGGAAGAUGAGGAGGAGUUUGCGGAGCGACCGAGGAAGAAUUCGGGAAGUAAGAAGUCGGCAUGGGGACGGUUAUUCUCAUCGGAUGACAAGGUGAUGAAAAAGGGAAAGAAGAACAUGUCUCAGGAGAAUAUCGCCAGACAAAUCGAGCGUGACGGUGUGGACGAGAUUCUUGGACGGCCGAAGUCUGCAUUACGAUCGUCGGCCUCCAGUGAAUCACUCAAGAGCCAAGGGUCUACCAAGGAGAAAGAGAAGGAAUCAACCAAUAUCUUCUCUGCACUGUUCGGUUCAAAGAAGAAGAGCUCGCCGCGUCUCGCAGCAACCAGAUCAACCUCACCAGCAGAGCUGUCCUCCUCGCGUCCAUCUACAGGUAGUGGGUCGACCUACCACUCUUCUUGGAAGGACGGUCUCGGGUACACACGGUUCCCAUUACCCGUCGAACGCGCCAUCUACCGUUUAUCACAUAUCAAAUUGGCGAACCCGAAGCGGCCUUUGCGGGAACAGUGUCUUAUAUCGAACUUUAUGUACGGCUACUUGCGGUUGAUCAACAAUCCAGGAUUGCCGGCUUCGAGAAGACAAGCGACGUCACCUCGACCAGAUCAGCAACAACAACAGCAACAACAGCAACAACAGCAGCAGCAGCAGCAGCAGCAGCAGCAGUGGAACGGAAGCGGUAAUGGGCAUGGAUCAAGGUCUGCUAGCGAGCGUGUAGAUGAACUGAUGGGUGCCCCCGUGUCCCCCGAACCAGCAAGACGAGAACCUCGAUACGCACAAGCACUAGGAGGACCCCCACCACCAGAAUCUAAAUCCCGGUCAAGAUCAAGCUCCCGAGACCGCGAGAAGCAAUUAAAACGAGAAAGAGAGAUGAGUGGCGACCGAAGCCGAGAACCAGCAGUCUGGUACACUGCAUAA